Messenger RNA from Durio zibethinus, 1088 nucleotides. Its product is annotated as cell division topological specificity factor homolog, chloroplastic. The record is from RefSeq and is a predicted model, not a curated record. Gene Ontology annotation, biological process: regulation of division septum assembly; cell division; chloroplast fission. NCBI's taxonomy places the organism in Eukaryota, Viridiplantae, Streptophyta, Magnoliopsida, Malvales, Malvaceae.
GGAUAAAACGGUGUCGUUUAAGGCAACAUUUCCCCCUGGGAUUUGCCGAUGCACUCUGUGCGGUGUCGUUCCUCAAGCCGCCCGAAAUACAAGAGAAUCUGAACUCCAAACCUCCUGUGAGCAAAAGAGCUACACUUUUCCGUGAGAGAGAAAGGGCAAUUGGAGCUGACUCCAAAAUGGCGGUGUCGGCGAAUUUCAGGGUCGCUGCUACUCUCGCCUCUUAUCAUCAUCAACACCCUCUUCGAACCUCUACCGCCUCUGCAAAGGUAGACUUCAUGGGUUUCAUGAACGGAGGAUUAAGUUUUUCCAAAAUUACACCGAAAUGCAAUGGAAUGACAAUAAAUAGCCAUGGUCAAACUAAAAGAUUAGCUGGGAUCAUGGGAGAUUAUAAGUUAUCUCCAAAUGCUGUCAGCCAAGAGGUUGAGACCUUCCUCUUAAAUGCCAUAAACAUGAGCUUCUUUGAGCGACUUAACUUGGCUUGGAAAAUAGUUUUCCCAUCUCCAGCAUCCAGAAGGAGCUCUAAUGCAAAUAUAGCGAAGCAGCGCUUGAAGAUGAUACUGUUCUCUGACCGUUGCGCUGUUAGUAAUGAGGCAAAACAGAAGAUAGUAAAAAACAUUGUGCGUGCUCUGUCAGAUUUUGUGGAGAUAGAGUCAAAGGACAAGGUUCAGCUUAGUGUCUCAACUGAUUCUGAUCUGGGGACUAUUUACUCUGUCACAGUGCCUGUUCGGCGUGUGAAGCCAGAAUAUCAAGAUGUAGCUGAAGCUGGAACAAUAACAAAUAUCGAGUACAAAGAUACUGGAGAACGGUCUGGCUCUGUUGAUGUCAGGUUCGAUUUCUACGUUCCAGACGAAUAAACACAUAAGGAAAACUUUUGCAUUUGUAUGGUAUCUGCAUUUGGAUCUUUAAUUAGCUAUGCAACUUUACAAUUGUUUGUAAAUAUGAAAUUUUCAUCUUGAGGUGAUUUUCUCACUUCAAUCUGUGAUUUGAUUUGAUGAUUGGCUUCCUUGGGACUAUAAGUGUAAUCAAGUGGAGCCGAUUUGAGCCGAGUUAGUAUAAUGAAAAAUUCAAGAUUAAUUCAAAAUAUGUUA